This is a messenger RNA of Aphanomyces astaci, 1392 nucleotides long. RefSeq lists its product as hypothetical. Lineage: Eukaryota; Oomycota; Saprolegniomycetes; Saprolegniales; Verrucalvaceae. The record is from RefSeq and is a predicted model, not a curated record. The coding region runs from base 1 to 1392 and encodes 463 amino acids. The transcript has 2 exons.
AUGAGCUUUGAUUGCAAAGCGUGUUCCAACGGGUGCCACUCGUCGUGUCAACGUGCGUCUAGCAACAAUCAAGGGCAAUCAUAUUGCUACACUGGCUCGUCCGUGUCCGUGUCCACGAUCAAUGGUCUGUCCUCUUGUAAAAGCUUCAGUGAGACCAAUGCGUACUGCUGCGCCAACGAUGUCCAACCCACGAUAUCCCCCGCCGCACGUCAAGACAUGUGCAGCACAACAUUUUCAUCUUGCGACGAAAUCCAGGCGUCUGCCGCGUAUAGCUGCUACUCGUGCACGACAUCCAACGACGGCUCGGGGACGUACCAAGUCUUGGCUGGCUUGCCCAACUCUGUGACCUGUAGCGGCAGCAUCGUCGCCGCCGUCACCGCAGUCGUCCCUCUGACCGUUGCGCCGCAGUACCCGACAUCCAUUUACGGCAAUGUGGUCGCAGUCAGCUUCGCUUCCACGGUAUUAUUGUGCUUCGUGGCGUACGUGUUUCGCGACAGGUCCAAGACGUCUCGGAAGAGCGCGUCGUGGCUGCGUCUGCCCCUCCCGUGGGGACAAGGGCUGGACUUAACCCUAAUCGGGAAGUUUGCGAUUGCCAUCGACGCGUAUUGGACCAAAGUCCUCGAGGACGGGGUUCGCCAGGCGCUGGUGCCGUACGUUGUCGCAGAAACGGCCCUGCUCGACUUGAUCUGGUGCUUUCCGCGGGGCAAGCCCCACACGUCCAAGUGGUUGACGUGGGGCGCGUUUGCGUCCGACUUGCUCUUGAAAGCGUCGAUUGCCAUCAUGUUUAGCUCGGUCAACAUCCUGGCCUACGACGGAUGUCAAGUGUCUGUGGUCAACUGCCACGAGGGCGGAACCAGCGUGGUCACGUCGUCCUCGUCGUGCUUUAGCAACGGCAUAGCCGUCGACAGCAACGACCUCCAAUUCAGCGGCACCGCGUACUACCUCGUCCCCAUUGUGACGCGAGUGUUGGGCUACGGGAUCGCCGCCAUACGAGCACUGCUUUGUGACAACCACGCCAAGACGUUCUUCGUAUUCGCAGCCGUCCACGGCACCGCGGCGGUGGUCGCCGGCACUUUCGUCAUGAAAUUCCAAUCGUCCACAAGUUCGGCCACGACGGACCAGCGGGUCAAGGCCAUCAUGUCAACGUUGGGCAUGGGAUAUGUCGGCAACUUGUUUGAGAUACCAUUUGCGAUGUUGCAGUGGGGGAUGGGCAUGCUCUGCCUUGGGUGUUGGGCUACUGUGGACAGGAAUGGAUACGACCAGCACGUGGCCUGGCUCGCCUCGGAAGGCAAUCCCCCACCGAUGGUGAAACCUGUUCAAGAAUUGACAGCGCCUCCACUGCCCGUCGACGCAGUCAAGUUGGAGUUCGUCGCCGCCCCUGCACAUCCAUAA